Messenger RNA from Colletotrichum truncatum, 1035 nucleotides. Its product is annotated as pyrroline-5-carboxylate reductase. Gene Ontology annotation, biological process: L-proline biosynthetic process. Gene Ontology annotation, molecular function: pyrroline-5-carboxylate reductase activity. NCBI's taxonomy places the organism in Eukaryota, Fungi, Ascomycota, Sordariomycetes, Glomerellales, Glomerellaceae. The record is from RefSeq and is a predicted model, not a curated record.
AUGUCGCUCACCAUCUACGACGGCAAUGCCUCCACCUCGGACGAGCUCACCUUGACUGUCCUUGGCUGCGGUACCAUGGGUAUCGCCAUUCUCAAUGGGAUCCUCUCUUCUCUCCAGGAGAUGUCCGCCCCUAAACCAUUACAGACUCUUGCUGGGUCAGGCCAUUCCACGCCUCUGGAGGACGAAAUUCCCCGCCGUCUACCUUCCCGCUUCAUCGCCUGCGUUCGCCGCCCCGAGAGCGCAAAGAAGGUGAAGAAGGCUCUCUGGGAGCACUCCUCUGUUCUUAAGGUCGUGCAGAAUGACAACAUCGCCUCGGUCCUGAAAUCCGAGGUCAUCCUCCUCGCCUGCAAACCCUACAUGGUAAAGGAUGUCCUCAGCGAGCCCGGCAUGGCUCGCGCUCUGCACGGCAAGCUUCUCAUUUCCAUCUGCGCUGGCGUCACCGAGGCGGACCUGGAAGAAGUCCUUCAUGGCGUUGCACCCACCAAGAGCCCCGAGGAGGACGGCCGCUGCCGUGUUAUCCGCGCCGUACCCAACACUGCCUCACUCAUUCGUGAGAGUAUGACCGUUAUUGGCACCUCGACCUGGCCGCUCCCCCAGGAAAUCUCAAGCUUGGUUACCUGGAUCUUCAGGCGCAUCGGUGACGUGGUCUACCUCCCUCCCAACACCAUGGACGCCAGCACCGCACUUUGUGGCUCCGGUCCAGCUUUCUUCGCGCUCAUGCUUGAGGCUGCUAUUGACGGUGCCGUUGCUAUGGGUCUCCCCCGUGCCGAAGCCCAAAGGAUGGCUGCUCAGACAAUGAGGGGCGCUGCUGGCCUUGUUCUGAAUGGCGACCAUCCGGCCCUCCUGCGUGACAAGGUCAGCACUCCUGGCGGCUGCACUAUCGGAGGCUUGUUGGUGCUUGAGGAGGGUCGCGUCAGAGGCACGGUUGCGCGGGCCGUACGUGAAGCGACUGUUGUUGCUAGCCAACUUGGUCAGGGUGUUCAGGGUGUCAACGGCACUCGAUUCCCCGCGCAAUCAGGCUUCCCCGGUCAGUAA